CUUUGCCAAGCCGCCAAAGUGGAGAGUGUCGUCGCACCAGGGGGACCUUCUCGUUUCAGUGUAGGGGGAGGAGGUGGGGGUGCACCUCAGCACUAUCCCAAGACUGUCUGCAACAGCGAGUUCCUGGGGAAAACCCCAGGUCCUGGCGUUCAGAGAUGGAUUCCUUCACGAAGCACUAGACGAGAUGUCAAUUCCUCCAACGAGAAAGGACAAAAUGAUGCAAUCUUCAGGAAAGUAAGAGGCAUACUUAAUAAGCUGACCCCUGAAAAGUUUGACAAACUGUGCCUGGAGCUCCUCAAUGUGGGUUUGGAUUCAAAACUUGUCCUAAAAGGAGUCGUCUUGUUGAUUGUUGACAAGGCCCUUGAAGAACCCAAGUACAGCCAGCUUUAUGCACAACUAUGUCUCCGCCUGGCAGAGGAUGCACCAAACUUUGAAGGCCCAUCAGCAGAAAGUCAAGCAAUUCAAAAGCAAAAUACUACCUUUAGAAAGCUUCUGAUCUCUAAACUUCAAGAUGAAUUCGAAAACCGUGCCAAGAAUGUUGAUGUCUUUGACAAACAUGACAACCCGCUCACCUCUGAAGAGGAGGAGCAGCGUGCUAUUGCAAAGAUCAAGAUGCUGGGUAACAUCAAAUUCAUCGGUGAACUUGGCAAACUCAAUCUUAUCCACGAAUCCAUUCUUCACAGAUGUAUUAAAACACUUUUGGAGAAGAAGAAGAGAGUCCAACUUAAGGAUAUGGGUGAAGAUUUGGAAUGCCUCUGUCAAAUAAUGAAAACUGUGGGACCUAAAAUUGAUCAUGCAAAGGCUAAGUCCCUGAUUGAUCAGUACUUUGGACGCAUGCAAUCCUUAAUGAACAACAAGGACUUGCCAGCAAGGAUUCGCUUCCUGUUGCAGAACAUGGUGGAGCUGCGAGAAAACAACUGGGUUCCUCGCAAAGCUUAUGUGGACAACGGGCCAAAAACCAUUCACCAAGUUCGCCAGGAUGCCGUAAAGGAUUUGGGUGUAUUCAUUCCACCAUCCAAUGAUGUGAUGAGGAAUGACUUCUUCACAGACCAUAACUCCUUCCUGCCAUCAAGGAGAGUUGAAAGAGAGCCUCUCGGUGGGCUUGCUGACAUGUUUGGACAACUGCCUGGGAUUGGCAUUGGAACUGGUCCAGGAGUGAUUCAAGACCAUUACUCCCCCACCAUGGGUCGUCAUCGUGCAAGCCCACUGUUCAACGGCCAUAUGGGAAAUGGCAACGCUUCACACCAGCCUCAAUUUGAACCAGGAAGCAAGCCAUUCAUAAAGCCAAAUCAGGGGCAGAAUUCACCAGUUUUCAGCCAUAAACAGAAUCACUCAGCACAAGUACAGUCAAAGGAUGUGGGUCCAAGGUUCAGCAAGAAAGGAAAACUCAAUGCUGAUGAGAUCAGUCUGAGGCCAGCUCAGUCCUUCAUCAUGAAUAAAAACCAAGUGCCAAAGCUGCAGCCACAGAUGACUUUGAUGCCUCAAACUGGUUCUCCAAUCGGACAGCUUGGCCUCAAAAGUAAUCCUCCUCCAAUCCAGGAAAAGCCAGCAAAGUCCAACAAAAAGGCUCCACCAACUAAGGAAGAGUUGCACAAAAUGACGGAUACGCUUAUGGCAAACUAUCUGAAUGGGAAAGACAUCGAGGAGGCUGUAAGCGCUGCAAAGGAGAUGAAGGCGCCCAAGUACUUCUUAUCUGAGAUGCUGAACAAGAUGAUCGUGUUCACACUGGAGCGGUCGGACGAAGACAAGGAAAAUGCGAGCAAACUGAUCCAUGCUCUCUCCACUGAGGGAGUCGUCAGCCGUGAAAGCCUUCUGCCUGCCUUCUUGCGUGUUCUGGACCAGAGCGCUAAGAUCGAGGAAGAAAUCCCUCUGGUGAAAUCCUACCUGGCCCAGUUUGCUGCUCGAGCUGUAAUCGCUGAUCUGGUCAGCAUUGACGACUUGGCUCAUCAGCUGGAGAAUGGUACCCACUUCCCCCUCUUCCUGCUGUGCCUGCAGCAGAUGGUCAAACUGAAGGACAAAGACUGGCUGGGCGACCUGUUCCAGCAGAGCAAGGUCAACAUGCAGAAGAUGCUACCUGAAAUUGACCAGAACAAGGACAGGAUGUUGGAGAUUUUAGAGGGCAAAGGUCUUGGCUUUCUGUUCCCACUGAUGAAACUGGAGAAGGAGCUGCUGAAGCAGAUCAAAGUGGAUCCGUCACCACAGUCAAUCUACAAGUGGAUCAAAGACAACAUCUCACCCAAACUUCACACCGAUAAGGGCUUUGUCAACAUCCUUGUGACCAGUCUUCUGCAGUACAUUGCUUAUGAGAUCAACCCAGACGACGACGAGGAGCAGCUCGCAUCACCCAGCAAGGAGCAGCUGGAUGAGGAGAAGCAGCUGCUGCUCUCCUUCAAGCCAGUCCUGCAGAAGUUCCUCCAUGAUCACAUUAACCUGCAAGUCAGUGCGCUGUACGCCCUGCAAGUCCACUGUAACACCAAGAGUUUCCCCAAAGGCAUGUUGCUGCGCUACUUUGUGAACUUUUACGACAUGGAAAUAGUUGAAGAAGAAGCCUUCCUCUCAUGGAAAGAAGACAUCACAGAGGAGUAUCCUGGAAAGGGGAAAGCUUUAUUUCAGGUGAACCAAUGGCUGACCUGGCUGGAGACGGCUGAAGAGGAAGAGUCGGAGGAUGAAGAUUACUGAGCGAGAUCAGCCAAAGCCAUGUGUUAUUAGAAAGCAACGAGUUGAAUUUUUUUUUUUCUUCUUCCUUGUUUUGCCCCUUUCUUUUUUGUUUAGUUGCAAUUGUUACAACUCAUUCACAAAAUGCUUCGCCAAAUCCAACUGGCUUCAUCUUGCUUUAUGCACUUCCUAGAGCUUCUGUCUUGUUCCAUGUCUCACAGCAAGGGUUGGUGCAUUUCAGUCAUCUUGGGAAUCAGGAGUAGGCAGUGAUUUAAGGAAAACGUAUCGUUUGACCUACUCUGUUACCCUUUUUGUUUCUAGUCGGAGUAACGAGUGCAACUUCCUUAAACUGUUUACAAAGACCAAGAUUUGUCCUCGUUUUAUCUGCAUUUAUAAUUCAGAUUUUUGAUGCACUUUGCUUAACAUCAUGAGUUGUUGCAAUAGUGAAAUUCUUGAUUAUUUGCUUCAGUUUAAUAAAGGGCCUUAUUUAGCUUAAAUUUUCUAAAGGAAAUCUUAAUCUGUAAUGAACAGAUGUGGUCAAGCUUACUUGCACAUUAUGAUCUCUUCACAUCUAGCUGAAUAAAUCAAGAUCUUUUUAAUGUAUGAAACGUUUCUUUCCUAGAAUAAAUCAGUGUGGCCUUUUUAAUUUAUCACUUCGUAUAGAUAUACCUCUAAAGUGUCUGACUAUACUUGAAUGUCCUAAUUUUUGACAUUUGUACAGCUAGAGCAGACGUAACUAUGCUGCCGCUGUUAACCACUUGUAAAAACAUCUGUUUGCAAUAUUUUUAAAGGGUCUUUUUAUCAUGAAAUUGGGAAUGUGCUGUAUGUGUACACCUGCGCCUUUAAAUGUAAUAAGUGCUCGAAGUUCAGUGUACAACUACGGAUCAAUCUUGAAUAAAGUUGGACUGUUUAA
Messenger RNA from Poecilia reticulata (guppy), 3568 nucleotides. It is a transcript of the gene eif4g2a, whose product is annotated as eukaryotic translation initiation factor 4, gamma 2a. Gene Ontology annotation, cellular component: eukaryotic translation initiation factor 4F complex. Gene Ontology annotation, molecular function: protein binding; translation initiation factor activity; mRNA binding. The record is from RefSeq and is a predicted model, not a curated record. NCBI's taxonomy places the organism in Eukaryota, Metazoa, Chordata, Actinopteri, Cyprinodontiformes, Poeciliidae.